AUUGUGUAUGGAAAUUUCAAAACUGACUUUCACGAUAAUAUUGAACAUGUUAUUAAAUGAAGCAAUUAACUGAUGUGAACACGUAAAAAUAUUUAUGAAGAGACCAAAGAGAAUCUUUUCAGUUUAAGGGAAAUAAAAUAUGGAACUUUGGAGGAAAAAAUCACAAUUCUUAAUGUAAUAAUACGUUCCAAGUGAAUUAUUUAUCAAAGAAAUAUGAUAAUAUGUGCUUAAAGAUUUAGGAAAACUUUCAAAUACUAUAUAUUAAAAUGCUAUUUUAUUAGAACUUAUGAACUGAUAUUUAAUUCAAAAUCAUUAGAAAUAUAUUUAAUGUGAUAAUUUUGCUAUCUAUAUUCAUGCAUUUCAAUUGAAUAUAAUUGCGUCGAAUGAACAUUUUAAUAACUAAUUUCGUCAUUAGAAUACACAGGUUGGAGAAGGUACUUUUUAAUAAGCUUGCCUUUAUAAUGAGACGAAAAUUCACGAAUUUUCUAAUUAUUAUUAUAAGCAUUAAAAAAGGAAGACCCUAAAAUCUUGAAGAGUGUCUUGUUUAUACGCUAGUAAACUUGGCUUAGGCAUUUGUGGUUUAAUGUACUUCUGAGUUAUUUCAACUCGAUUGUGAAACACUACAUAUAACUCGCAGGAACAUAAAUCUGUAGGGCUAAAAAACGAGCCAUGGACUUUGUUGAACUGCCUGGUGAUGAUCCUACAAUCUAUACUUCUACUGAAGAGUGUGUGGAAAGAUAUCGGAAAAAUGACUCCCUACUAAAUGGAGAUGUUUAUUGUGAGCCAGUAUGGGACUCAGUUUUGUGCUGGCCUUCCAUCCCAGCAGGUCAAACGGCGUGGAAAUCCUGCCUGCAAGUACUUAAGUACGGAGAUGCAGUCGCAGAUGUAAAAAACUUAGUUAUUCCACCAGAAGCCAAAGCUUAUCGAAUUUGUGAUAAAAAUGGAAACUGGCUUUGGGGAAAUUGGACUAAUUACAACGAAUGUCUCAAUUUCACUACAACGGACUUGCCAAAAGCACCUCUGACAGUCAGUCUCAUUUUGUUAGUGUGUUCUCUUGUAUCGCUAUUUUUCUUGGCGCUUACAAUAUUCAUAUUUUUUUAUUUCAAAUCUCUUCAGUGUUCCAGACUUCGAGUACACAGAAAUCUAAUUGUUGCACUCAUCAUUCAUUCGUUAAUGUUGGUUAUUAUCUCAUUACCUGUAGUAGGUGGCGCUAGCAUACCAUCGUACCGAGAACUCGACUGGUUGUGUAAAAUCGUAGUAUCUGUGAAAAUGUACGCUGCUUUGUCCAGUAUAAAUUGGAUGUUUGUGGAAGGGAUGCUUUUACACAGUAGAAUAACGACUAAUAUUUUUCAGAAGGAUGCUCCAUUUAAGUUAUAUUAUUUCAUAGGUUGGGGUAUUCCUUUGGUAUUAAUUCUGAGUUGGUGUCUCACGAUGAACGCGAGCAUGAAUUCGCAUUGCUGGGAAGGCUACGGUCGCUCCUCCUAUGUUUGGAUAAUUACGGGACCUAUGAUUGGAGCACUUGGGAUCAAUUUGAUUUUCUUGGUGAACAUCAUCAGAAUAUUAGUUACAAAGAUGAAAACCAGUUCAACUUUCGAAAUCGUACAGAUCAGACGUGCAAUGAAAGCUACAGCGUUGCUGUUCCCUUUACUUGGUAUUACGCACCUGUUGUUUUGUGUAAAUCCAAGAGACGAAAGCAAGCUGGAAGAAGCUUACAUGAUUACUAACGCUUCAUUACAAUCUUCGCAAGGAAUAUUUGUUUCCAUUCUCUAUUGCUUCAUGAACAUUGAGGUUCAAACAGUGCUUCGCAAAGCGUACGUGCGUGCCGCCCUGCGUCGCAAUCCAAAUCACCGCUACACGUGGAAAUGUCGCACGUCCCAGAACAGCACGUACGUCUCUAACUGCGACACUUCUGUUGUCCCAGAAACUGCAACGAUACGGCCUGGUCCCAGUCCCAGAUCAGUGCACUUAAUGAGGGAAAUGCGACAAUAUGAUAAAGGAGCCCUCAGAAAAUAUGGAAGCACUCGAAAGAGUGGCGUAAACGGAAUGAAUAUAACAGAUGUUUGAAGAAAAAAAUGUUUUGAAUUCUUACAAGAUGCAUUCAUACAAGAAAAAAAGUCGUGAAAAAAAAAAAAGAUUUGUCUCAUCAGUCUUUCGACUUUGAUGUCAUUGUAUAUAAUGUAUUUGUUUUCAAAAAAGUUCAUUAAGUUUUAUCGUUUCUCACUGCAUAAGAAAUAUUGCAGAAUUCCCACCGUCAUGCUUCUAUGCAUGACAUGCACAAUUGAUCCUUUUCAACUAAUGAAAGAAUGAAUGAGGGCAAGCAUUAUUUAUGUAACAUUUUUCUCAGUUUAGAUUCGAAAUUAUCAUAUGACACAUUGCAAUAAACAAGAAUAAAUAAAAAAUAUGACUGAUAUAGUUUUUACGAACAAUUGAACUAAAAUCUAAGAUUUAAAAAAAUGGAAUUGA
Molecule: messenger RNA, 2463 nt
Organism: Parasteatoda tepidariorum (common house spider)
Lineage: Eukaryota; Metazoa; Arthropoda; Arachnida; Araneae; Theridiidae
Product: corticotropin-releasing hormone receptor 1
Biological process (GO): adenylate cyclase-modulating G protein-coupled receptor signaling pathway; cell surface receptor signaling pathway
Cellular component (GO): plasma membrane
Molecular function (GO): G protein-coupled peptide receptor activity; peptide hormone binding
Source: RefSeq, a predicted model, not a curated record